AUGGCAGCAGCAGCAGCAGUCAAGCCACCGGCACUAAAAAAGCGCAACAGAAAAAGAAAAAGACGGGCAGCGUCCUCGUCCUCAUCUUCCUCAUCUUCGUCUUCGUCGAGCUCAGAAGAAGACGAACCUGAGCCUAAAAAACCCAUUCCGACUCGGACUCUGAAAGCGACGUCCCUACCAGAGGACGCCCUGAAGCCGUUGCGGAGGCCCCCUCGUGCGCAGAAGAGACAAUCGCCUUCGCCUUCGCCACCUCCGACUGAAAUCCCUUCCUUCAUACCCGCCGCGGGGGCCGCUCCAGCCAACGAGCAAGAGUUGAAGGAUAGGUUCAGAAAAUUCUGGAUGGCCUCUGUGGCUGAUGGCUUCCGGGAUGAUUUGGAAGAAAUACGAAAGGAACCCAACCUGGGUGCUGCUCGUCUCUCUCUACUCAUAGAUUCUUUAGCCUCAGGCUGCCGAGGUGUUUACAGUCCACAUCUUCGAAAGCUGCUAUUAACGAGAUGGAAGUCAUCUUGGAGUAGAGCGACGAUACGAACGUUGUCUUGGAGUCGAUAA
Messenger RNA from Desarmillaria tabescens, 549 nucleotides. RefSeq lists its product as uncharacterized. NCBI's taxonomy places the organism in Eukaryota, Fungi, Basidiomycota, Agaricomycetes, Agaricales, Physalacriaceae. Gene Ontology annotation, biological process: ribosomal large subunit assembly. The coding region runs from base 1 to 549 and encodes 182 amino acids. The record is from RefSeq and is a predicted model, not a curated record. Gene Ontology annotation, cellular component: preribosome, large subunit precursor. The transcript is spliced from 4 exons.